Molecule: messenger RNA, 2016 nt
Organism: Falco peregrinus (peregrine falcon)
Lineage: Eukaryota; Metazoa; Chordata; Aves; Falconiformes; Falconidae
Gene: TEX261
Product: testis expressed 261
Exons: 6
Coding region: 82-672 (196 amino acids)
Biological process (GO): endoplasmic reticulum to Golgi vesicle-mediated transport
Cellular component (GO): Golgi membrane; COPII-coated ER to Golgi transport vesicle; endoplasmic reticulum membrane
Molecular function (GO): COPII receptor activity
Source: RefSeq, a predicted model, not a curated record
GGCGCCGCGUGUUCAGCGCCGCCGCCGCCGCCGCGGGAGCAGGAGCGGGAGCGGCGGGGCCCGGCCCGGGGCUGCCCCGCCAUGUGGUUCAUCUACGUGCUGAGCUGGCUGUCCCUCCUCAUCCAGGUGGCCUUCGUCACCCUGGCCAUCGCUGCUGGGCUGUACUACCUGGCGGAGCUGAUUGAGGAGUACACAGUUGUCACCAGGAGGAUAAUCAAAUACAUGAUCUGGUUCUCCUCAGCUGUGCUGGUUGGCCUCUACCUCUUCGAGCACUUUCCUGGUUUCAUGGUGGGCGUAGGGCUCUUCACCAACCUGGUCUACUUCGGUUUGCUGCAGACCUUUCCCUUCAUCGUCCUGACGUCCUCCAAUUUCAUACUGUCCUGCGUGCUGGUUAUAUUCAAUCACUACUUAGCGUUCCAGUACUUCGCCGAGGAGUAUUACCUGUUCUCUGAGGUUCUCGCCUACUUCACGUUCUGCCUGUGGUUAAUUCCUUUUGCAUUUUUUGUCUCUUUGUCGGCUGGAGAGAACGUCCUGCCUUCCACGGUGCAGCCUGGAGACGACGUGGUUUCCAACUACUUCACCAAGGGGAAGAGGGGUAAGCGUUCCGGUAUCCUACUCAUCUUCUCUUUCAUCAAGGAGGCCAUCCUGCCUAGCCGACAGAAGAUUUACUGAGCCCCGGAGGCAGCCAACAUUGGCUGCGGUGACGGAGCAGGGCAGACCCAAACUGUGCAGAGGGCUGCGAGGGAGCACUGUCCCCAGGCCUUGCUCGAACCCUCCUUGAUGUUUCUCAAAGGGAUUUUGCUAGGAACGUAUAAACUGGGCAGUGACCGGAGGUGCCAGCAGCGCUGGACACGCGCGGGGAGGGCUCGCACCUUUUUAUACAGCUCUGCUGAUCCCCCGGGACUGUGUGCAAGAAGGAUGUUUGGCUCCAGCUGAGCGCAAGGAGUGUCUGGCCCCCCCAGUGCUGCCCACCCUGCUCAGGGACCUGGGAGGCAUUGUCACCUGCUGGGGUUUAAAGCCAGGAGUUUGCGCAUGGUGUAGUUUGGCUGUGGGGGAACCAUUCCCUCAGAGUGGUGGCAGAACGUGCUUGACGUUUAAAUGAGUUUUACACAGAGCCAUUAAUUAAAAAAAAAAAAAAAAAGAAUAAAGUAAUCAAACUGUCAAACUCCCGCAUAUUCCUGCUGGGAGCCUGCCAGUGCUGGAGGAUGCCGGCAUCCCUCUGUGUGGCAUGCGUUGGGAGGGGAGCAUGAGGGCAGGCACUUCUCCCUGUGCUCUGCAGCUGCAGGGAGGUGACCUGGAAGGACUCGACGCUGCGUUUUGUGUGAUUUUAAUGUUGGAAAUACCCACUCUUCUCUUCUCUGGUUUUGCUGGAAGCCUCCCUGAGUGGCCAGGAUGCUGCAGUAGUGCUGGCUGGCUGAGCGAGGCCCCAGGAAGCCAUUUCACAGAAAGCAAUUCUCCACUCCAUGUGAGGGGAAUGAGAUGCUGAGCAGGUCACCGUGACUUCCCUUGGGUUUCAUCUGCUUGGUGUUCCCAGUGCUGCUAAACUCACCAGGGCUUUCCUUUCCUAAAGGGAAAAAAAAAGUAGAUGAUCAUACUGAGAAGGAGGUGAACCCUUUGUUCUUGUUCGUCGUAAUCACAAACCCCCUCUUUUUAUCCUCCCCCUUUCUGCUUUGUUGCUGGUCACCUUCAGCCUGUGCCAGAGCCAGGUGUCCCCACGCUAGCCAGGAGCCAGGGCUGUGUGCGGCUGUAGCGCAGGAAUGCCUGGGCACUGACAGCGCAUUUCACAGCUUGGGAAGGCUUUUUGAGGUGUUUCAGAAGAAAAUGGUUCAUUUUCCUCUUGUGGCCAGUUCUGGCUGAAGGCAAAAGUCAGGCACGUGGUCCCACCACACCCCUCCCUGCCACAGGUAUGUUCAGGGCCCACUAACACUGGUGUGAUCUGAUGCUCAUACAGUAGAUGUGUGGUUUCUGUUUGAGAGCUGCUCAUCUAGUAAAGGUUAUAGAUGGAAGUUCACCUUA